AUGGUUUUCCUGUCCUCGUUGUCUGUGCUUGGCUCUGCGCUGGUGGGGCUAAGCAAUGCGGCAGCCCUGGGUACCGCGCAGGAGUAUGCGGAUGGUACCGUACAUGCGAAGAUCAUGGCCAUGAAGAUGGCUCAGUGGGAUGCCGAGCUCGCCUCGGGCGCAAUGGAUAGCUCCAGGUACCCUGAAUUGAGCUACACGCCGUGUGUGAACGGCUUCGCGGAAGCGAUACCGGGCGACUUUAACAACACAUUCAAGUGCCAUAACAUUGACCUCUACCAUUUCCUCCCACACUCGCUUCUUGGAAGUAGCCAGGGUCAGGGUUCCUCCUCCUGGGGGUGGACAUCAAAAGACGGACACGAGUUUGUCGCUAUCGGUCAGUUUGAUGGCACCGCAUUUGCGGAAAUCAGCAGCGAGGGUAAGCUUAUUUACCUCGGGCGAUUGCCACAAUAUGACAAGAUUGGAUCUCGAUGGCGCGAGAUCCGUGUCAUGAACGACUACGCAGUGAUUGGUAGUGAGGCUAUCAAACACGGUGUGCAGAUCUUUGAUAUGAAGAAGCUGCUCGAUUUGGACGGCAAGACGCCCAAGAACUUCACCCAGGAGGAUCUGACUGGCCACUGGGGAUUGGGCGACAAAUGGAAUGAUCUGCCUGUGGGAAGAACGCACAACAUUGUCGUCAACCCGGAACUCAACUACGCUGUUGCUGUUGGCUCGGUCGGUGGCAACGAGACCAUUCGUGUACGUGGCAAUCUCCCCUGCCGUGGAGGUCUCAUCUACAUCGACAUGACCGAUCCAUCUAACCCCACUAGCCCUGGUUGUGCCGCCGCAGACGGCUACGUCCACGACGCGGAAUGCAUCGUGUACCGUGGUCCACACAAGAAAUACUACGGCCGCGACAUUUGCUACGGCUACAACGAAGACACGCUUACAAUUUACGAUGUUACUGACAAGGUGGGAAACACGACCAACAUCAUCUCGCGCACCACGUACCCAGGCGCCGAGUAUGUCCACCAAGGAGUCGUCAACAACGCAUCGUGGCAAGAGUACAUUUUCAUCGACGACGAAUUCGACGAGCGUGACGCCAAAGUAGGCCCCAUGACCCAAGGUCUCCCUACCACGCACAUCUUCGACAUCCGUGACCUGGAGAACCCAUUUUACUCUGGACACUACGAGGGCAAACGACGCAGUAUCGACCACAACCAGUACGUUGUCGACAACUACCUGUACCAGUCCAACUACGGCAAUGGCCUCAACGUCCUGGACAUCCACUCCAUCACCUCGGACCCCAGCGGCGCGGGCAUCUGCGAAGCCGGCUUUUUCGACAUUUACCCCGAAGACGACGAGAACGAGGGCGGCGGCACAGUCGCAUUCCUGGGAUCAUGGUCUUCGUACGCAAACUUCAAGUCGGGCUUCAUCUUCGUGCACACGAUUGAGCGCGGCUCAUUUGUCGUCAAGAUGACGAGCAAAGAAUGCGAGAAGCCCAAGGUCUGCGAGGUAGACGGAUGUCUAUCUAGCAUGCGCACGGCCAACGUCGAGGGCAGGCUCGAGGCGAGCCAGCACUUCUGCGGCAACUUCACGCAGAGACUCGUCGACGACGUGGCUGCUGUGCCGGAUUUCGCGCGCUCCGCGUGUGCCGCCGAGCAAAAGGAUACCGUGGCCAGAGUUAGCAGUGCGUGUGCUUGUCUGCCUACGCUGCCCGUGCCGGACCUGCCGCGGACGACGACUCGCCCGCCGGUGCCUACCGUGUUGCCGCCGAGGUUCUAG
This is a messenger RNA of Exserohilum turcica Et28A, 1761 nucleotides long. RefSeq lists its product as uncharacterized. NCBI's taxonomy places the organism in Eukaryota, Fungi, Ascomycota, Dothideomycetes, Pleosporales, Pleosporaceae. Gene Ontology annotation, cellular component: extracellular region. The record is from RefSeq and is a predicted model, not a curated record. The transcript is spliced from 3 exons. Bases 1 to 1761 code for a protein of 586 amino acids.